AUGAAUGUGAUCAGACUUCAAAGGAAGUACCCGCAGUUUGAGCAGGGUGAGAUUUUUUCUCUCCAGGACGCGUUCCGGAAGUUAGAUGUGGACGACAAAGGGUAUCUAGAUGAGGGCACGGUGAUCAAAGCCACUCAGCAAUCAGAGCGUCAACCCUACGACGCGGUGCGACAAACACUAAAAGAGGUUGAGCUUGACAGCUCACGUCGAGUGGAACUUGAAGAUUAUGUUGAUCUCAUUGCCAAACUUCGCUCCGGCUCGGCACAAGGCGCACCUGUUCGGGACCCGGUUUCUGCGGCUGCCCCCAAUGCACCACGGCACGCUUCGAAAGGUAGUGUAGGAGGGAAAAUUCAUGUCCAAGGUUCCUCCUCGAAUGUGACGCAUACAAUCAAUGAAGAUGAGAGGACUGAAUUCACGAGGCAUAUCAAUGCUGUUCUCUCAGGUGAUCCGGACAUUGGACACCUUCUACCCUUUCCUACCGAUACUUUCGAAAUGUUCGAUAAAUGCAAAGAUGGGUUGGUUCUGGCCAAACUGAUCAAUGACAGCGUUCCGGAUACGAUCGACGAGCGCGUCUUGAAUAAGUCUGGCAGGAAAAUAAAGGAGCUUAAUGCUUUCCACAUGACUGAAAACAACAACAUUGUCAUCAACUCGGCUAAGGGGAUCGGGUGUUCGGUCGUGAACAUCGGAAGCGGCGACAUCAUAGAAGUGCGAGAACAUCUUAUCCUAGGCUUGAUUUGGCAAAUUAUUCGCCGCGGCCUGCUGGGGAAAAUUGACAUCAAACUCCACCCCGAGCUGUACAGGCUUCUUGAAGAAGACGAGACAUUGGAGCAAUUCCUACGUCUUCCUCCUGAGCAGAUCUUGCUGCGCUGGUUCAAUUACCACUUGAAGAACGCGCAAUGGCCGCGAAGGGUUACAAAUUUCUCCACCGAUGUGAAAGACGGCGAGAAUUACACCGUCCUCCUAAAUCAAUUGGCACCUGAACUUUGUUCACGACAAUCGCUCGAGACUCGAGACCUACUACAACGUGCAGAGGAAGUGCUGACAAACGCGGAAAAGUUAAACUGUCGCAAAUUCUUGACUCCAACAUCACUUGUUGCAGGGAAUCCAAAACUUAAUCUUGCGUUUGUUGCUAAUCUAUUCAACACCAUCCCUGGUCUUGACCCGAUUACCGAGGAGGAAAAGCUGGAGGUUGAGGACUUUGAUGCCGAAGGGGAACGGGAGGCAAGAGUGUUUACCCUAUGGCUAAAUUCACUCGAUGUGCAGCCCGCCGUCAAUUCAUUGUUUGAUGACCUUCGCGAUGGAGCCAUCUUGAUGCAAGCAUACGACAAGGUUAUUCCUGGAAGUGUCAACUGGAGGCAUGUCAACAAACCGCCAGCAUCGGGACAAGAGAUGAUGCGCUUCAAGGCAGUGGAGAACACCAACUAUGCCAUCGAACUUGGUAAAUAUCAUGGUUUCUCCUUGGUGGGUGUGCAAGGAGCAGAUAUUACUGAUGGCCAACGGACCCUGACACUGGGCUUGGUGUGGCAGCUGAUGAGGCGGGAUAUCACUAACACUCUCUCGAGCCUGGCAAGUCGACUGGGCAAGCGCGAAAUUACCGACUCAGAAAUGAUCAAAUGGGGCAAUGACAUGUCUCGCAAAGGUGGUCGCAGCUCUUCCAUACGCAGUUUUAAGGAUCAGUCGAUUGGCUCCGGCGUGUUCCUGCUCGAUGUGCUUAACGGCAUGAAAGCCUCCUAUGUUGAUUAUGAUCUUGUAACUCCAGGCCAGACUGACGAACAAGCCUAUGCGAACGCAAAACUAAGCAUCAGUAUCGCACGCAAGCUAGGUGCAACUAUUUGGCUGGUGCCUGAGGAUAUCUGCCAGGUUCGAUCUCGUCUAGUGACUACCUUUAUCGGAUCUCUUAUGGCUACACACGAGAAAAUGUAG
Messenger RNA from Aspergillus puulaauensis, 1923 nucleotides. It is a transcript of the gene sac6, whose product is annotated as fimbrin. Bases 1 to 1923 code for a protein of 640 amino acids. The record is from RefSeq and is a predicted model, not a curated record. Lineage: Eukaryota; Fungi; Ascomycota; Eurotiomycetes; Eurotiales; Aspergillaceae. Gene Ontology annotation, molecular function: calcium ion binding; actin filament binding. The transcript has 5 exons. Gene Ontology annotation, cellular component: actin filament bundle; cytoplasm; actin filament. Gene Ontology annotation, biological process: actin filament network formation; actin filament bundle assembly.